Molecule: messenger RNA, 785 nt
Organism: Euleptes europaea (tarantolino)
Lineage: Eukaryota; Metazoa; Chordata; Lepidosauria; Squamata; Sphaerodactylidae
Product: C-factor-like
Exons: 6
Coding region: 15-785 (256 amino acids)
Source: RefSeq, a predicted model, not a curated record
GACCCAACACCAAAAUGCUAAAUGUGCGCAGUGUCCUGGUGACGGGAUCCAACCGAGGCAUUGGCUUGGAGCUGGUCCGGCAGCUGGUGGGAAAACGUAACGCGCCAGAAUGGGUCUUUGCCACCUGCCGGGACCCAGAGGGACCACGGGCCCAGGACUUGAAGAACUUGGCUGAGAAAUAUCGGAGUGUCAAAAUCCUCCCAAUGGAUAUUAGCGAUCCAUCCAACGUCAAGGCUGCUGCUGCCACAGUCACAGAUCACUUGCAAGGAGCUGGGCUGAAUCUGCUCAUCAACAAUGCUGGGAUUGCAAAGCCAAGCACUUUGGAAUCAGAGACAGCAGAGGACAUGUCCGAGGUCUACAAAAGCAAUGUGAUAGGGCCCAUGAUGGUGAGCCAGGCAUUCCUGCCCUUGCUGAGGAAGGCAUCUCAGGAGAGCCCCCAGAAAGGGAUGAGUUGUAGCAAAGCUGCCAUUGUCAACAUGUCUAGUGAAGCUGGCUCCAUCACCAACCUCCUCGUAUGGGACCUUGGACACGUCAUCAGUUACCGCUGCAGCAAGGCUGCUCUCAACAUGCUCACACGGUGCCAGUCCCUGGGAUGGGCAAAAGAUGAGAUCCUGAGCAUCGCAUUGCACCCCGGAGUUGUAAAGACAGAAAUGGUACCUUUAGAGUUACCGGGCCAGUCUACAGUGGAUGAGAGCGUGCAGGGAAUCCUGAACACGCUCGGCUCUCUCUGCGAGAAAGACAGUGGCAAUUUUGUGAACUGGGAGGGGGCAAUCCUCCCUUGGUGA